Messenger RNA from Alnus glutinosa, 728 nucleotides. Its product is annotated as 11 kDa late embryogenesis abundant protein-like. Bases 76 to 336 code for a protein of 86 amino acids. Gene Ontology annotation, biological process: embryo development ending in seed dormancy. The record is from RefSeq and is a predicted model, not a curated record. Lineage: Eukaryota; Viridiplantae; Streptophyta; Magnoliopsida; Fagales; Betulaceae. The transcript has 2 exons.
CUAGUGCAUGUGUGUGUAUCCCCAAGCAAUUGAAGUGAAAAACAAUUAUACAAAGAAGAGAAAGAAAGAGCGAAAAUGCAGGCCGCGAAGAAUGCAAAGGAAGUGGCAGCCAACAGCGCGGCCUCCGCUAAGUGUGACGUGGAGAAGACCAAGGCAACUGUAGAUGAGAAGGUGGAACUGGGGAAAGCCCAUGACCCAGCGCAGAAAGAAGCGGUCACCCGAAAGAAAGAGGAGAGAAUAAUCCAGGCUGAUCGCCAAGAGCAGGAGGCGCGUGCAUGCAACGCAGCAGCCAAACUGCCGGGAAAGGCUGGCACAGGGGGGCACCAUAAUACUUGAAGUUGGAUUAGAGCAUGAUCGAAUGGAGCUAGGCACCGUGAAUGUCGUGUGUAACCAGGGGCGGAGCUACCCCUGGCCUUGGGGGGCCAGGCCCCCCAAGCCAGGGGUUUCUCCCAAAAAAAAAAAUUUGAAAAUUUUACAUCUAAAUUUUUUAAUUUUUUUAGUUUUGACCCCAAAUUAGUUUUUUUUCAAUUUGGUCCACCAAAUCCUAAAUCUGCCAGUGUGUAACUGUUGUUGGUUUGAUGUUUUUUGCACUCUUUUUUUGUUUUUUGUUCUUCUCCUGUUUAUGUUUUUCCCACAUUGGGUGGUGUUUUCUGGAUGACCUUACAUGCUCUUAACUAUGUAGUUCGGUGUUCCAUUUGAAUAAAAAUACAAUGAUUAUGAAAUUAAAA